CACACACUUUGUUUCCGGGAGGAAUGGUGCAACCAGCGCACGCUUCCCCCACUGCGACCGACAUAUGGGAAGACAGGCAGAGAGAGGACACUGGGCAGAGUAAAAUGUGAAGAUUGGAGAUUUUUCCUGUAGCACCAUGGCUGUAGUACUUGGGAGGAUCUGCUCGCCCUACAGGAGAAACCUUUGGAGGUCCCUGCUGGGCUGUCAGGAAGCCCGGAACAGAAUUAAUAGUUCAGUUCUAUUGAAGGAAUCGGCCAUUCACACCUCGGCGUUGGCGCUUGCUGGGCAUAAUAAAUGGUCCAAAGUCAAACAUAUCAAAGGGCCGAAGGAUGCCGAGAGGGCGAGGAUGUUUGCUAAGCUAUCCAUGUUGAUCAAAGUGGCUGUCAGAGAAGGAGGCCCUAACCCCGAGCUAAAUCCACAUCUGUACAACCUGGUGGAGCAGUGCCGGCAAAGGAAUAUGCCCAAGUCUUCCAUUGAGAUUGCUAUUAAAGGAGCUGAUAAGUCUAAGCCAACCUCCUAUGUACUGUACCAAGCAAGAGGGCCUGGAGGAGCUUCCCUGCUCAUUGAACUUCUGACUGACAGCACCAGUCGUACUUUUUCAGAAAUAAAACUCCUACUGAACAAAAAUGGAGGAAUCCCUACAGAUGGAGCCCGUCAUUGCUUUACUAAGAAGGGAGUGGUAACCGUACAGCCCUAUGACAAGGGUGGCAGUCCUGUGCCCAUGGAGCAGGCACUGGAGUUUGCUAUACAGGCAGGAGCAGAGGAUGUACAGGAAUCACAAGAUGAGGAGGACAAUGAUAUUUACAAGUACAUCUGUGAAGUGCCUUCCUUACGAGAUGUCCGCUCGCAGCUUGUCACCCUGGGAAUGGUGCCGAUCUCCUCCGGCCCUGAGUAUUUGCCCACCAUCACUGUACAGCCAUCAGACUCUGACAAGGAGAAGCUGUUUCACCUUCUGGAACUAAUCAACGACCAAUCAGACGUUAUACGGAUUUACGACAAUGUCGAAUAGCAGUACGUCUCACGUGACCGAUGCUGUAAAUCAAUGAGGAUUCUAAUACUGAGGAUUCAGCUUACAAUUAUGAGUGUCAGAGGUGACACUGCGUAUGAUGGGUUAGAGAAAUGCCGGAUGUGUAAGAAGUAGGGAUGAGCUCCGGCGUGUUCGCACAGUCC
Molecule: messenger RNA, 1170 nt
Organism: Rana temporaria (common frog)
Lineage: Eukaryota; Metazoa; Chordata; Amphibia; Anura; Ranidae
Product: translational activator of cytochrome c oxidase 1
Exons: 6
Coding region: 137-1009 (290 amino acids)
Cellular component (GO): mitochondrion
Source: RefSeq, a predicted model, not a curated record